This is a messenger RNA of Symbiodinium natans, 558 nucleotides long. The record is from the annotation of a GenBank genome assembly. Lineage: Eukaryota; Dinophyceae; Suessiales; Symbiodiniaceae.
AUGGUGGGGAAAUUGCUGCUACUCCUUUCCCAGCUUUCACUUCGUCAUUCUCUUGAAAUCCGCGAGCUUCAAUCCGCUGUGUUCCGAACUGUGGUGAUCUCCAAAGACUCCCCGUUUGUCAGCGAGGCUCAGGAGGCUACGCGCAUUUUUACAGAGAAAGCAAAGGGUGCGCGCGAACAGCGCAACCACAAGAUGCUGGAGGAUUUAGGCGAGCCGCAGUACCACAGUUGGGCAGCGAUGGUGAAGGUUGCCGUGAGUGAUGGGCAGGCGACUGGUGAAGAUGCAGAGGUGCUGAAGCAGCACUUCAACAGUGUCACGGCGGUGUCAGAUCUGAUUGACAGGGUGCUCAUUGCAAAGGUCAAGCGUUGCUUCGACAAAAAGAUGAACAAGAUCCACUUUGCGGUGUGCCCUGACAUGUCGCCGAUCCUCGAUGCCUUGCUCCGCACCAUCGGUAAAGCUGGUGGUCGCAUCAAGCGAGGCACAGCUCCGCGCUCUGGCAAUGAACGUGAGCUGCAAGAUCUUGUCGACAAACUGAGCAAGAUCGUAGGUGACGUGUGA